This is a messenger RNA of Fusarium coffeatum, 1350 nucleotides long. RefSeq lists its product as uncharacterized. Lineage: Eukaryota; Fungi; Ascomycota; Sordariomycetes; Hypocreales; Nectriaceae. The coding region runs from base 1 to 1350 and encodes 449 amino acids. The record is from RefSeq and is a predicted model, not a curated record. The transcript is spliced from 2 exons.
AUGGCACUUAAUCCGCAAUUACCAUCGCCCAGUCAGGCUUCCAAGUUCUGGUUCCUGGCUGUAGGCACGGCUUUUGUACUAUUUGCUCUGUCUGCUUUCUAUACGGAUUCUAUCAGAUCUCCUUUAGACUACGCGACGUCUAAAGCCAGUGAUUUCUGCCGCAAAAACACUCCUGCGAAUAGUAACAUUGAACCACGCAACUGUCGAGACCCUUAUCGUCGACCAGGAUAUCUUAUUAUUCCUCCCAACAGGACAGACUACCGCGAAACCCAAUGGAUGCCCUUCACCGAAACAUUCCUCAACGCCGAAGCUCCCGAAACAGCCGCCUACCCACCUAAAGGCGAACUCAUCUUCAACGAUACAGCCGUCCCAAAGGAGUUCCUCAAAGGCCCUGAAAUUCCUCGAUCAUGGAUGAAGAUCGCCACUGAAGAAAACCGCCGUCGUAUCGAAGCGCUCAAGCAUAUCAAGAACCCUACCGUUGAUGACUUUGCUGCUAUGAAAGAUGAGGGCGGCCUUGGUUGGCUUUGGGGCCGCAGGCUCGUUGAGUUUGGUGACUCUGUUGAUAGACGAGAGGCCAAGUAUGUCUGUCACGAGUUUGGCAGUGAGAUGAUUUUCCCCAAGUUACAUCCCAUUGAGAAGUGGCCCAAGGGCGUUUGCAACAUUCCUGCUUUCAACCUUACAUUCUUUGCGUUUCAUAAUGCGGGAGGGUUUACCUAUAGACCUGACUGGUUCUGGUAUAAGGAGAUGCGCAUUAUCCCCUUCGAAGAGCGCUGGAAGAAGCUGUGGAAACCACAUGAGAACCCCAUCAACGGCCCCCGAGGUCGUCCGGAUCUCAUCUUCUUCCAAAACGGCCUUUGGGAUCAACGCGGCUUUCAAGUUGGCGGCCAAAAACACCAUCAGGAUGACAACUCGACGCUUGUCGCCAGACACAGAAAGAUGACAUGGGAUGAACUUCACUUCUUCUCGGCGCGUCUACGUCUCUUCCUUCAGCGUCUCGAAAAGGAAUUCCCAGAUACGCCUAUGAUGUGGCGUAGCUUAACCUUCCAUCAGAAAACAGGGUCAGGAGAUAUAAUGCUCAUAGAGAUGGAUCGUUAUGGAAGAGCGUUGGCUGAGCAGCACGGCCAUGAGAUCUUUGAGUGGGCGAGAAUUAUGACAUUACUGGGAGACCAGUAUGAGGAUGGCACGCAUCCAGGUGAGGGAGCUUUGAGUUGGUUAUGGGGGAAUAUGGUUUUGGAGUAUCUUGCCAGAGCUGCUGGGGCGGGUGGACAGGUUGGGGGAGAUUUGAGAUGGCCUUACUUUGAGGGGUGGGAUGCUUGUCAUGACGAGUUUGUGCGAUGGGGAGGACGAUAG